Molecule: messenger RNA, 1539 nt
Organism: Prunus persica (peach)
Lineage: Eukaryota; Viridiplantae; Streptophyta; Magnoliopsida; Rosales; Rosaceae
Product: DNA repair protein XRCC3 homolog
Exons: 1
Coding region: 658-1539 (293 amino acids)
Biological process (GO): t-circle formation; telomere maintenance via recombination; double-strand break repair via synthesis-dependent strand annealing
Cellular component (GO): replication fork; Rad51C-XRCC3 complex
Molecular function (GO): four-way junction DNA binding; ATP binding; ATP-dependent DNA damage sensor activity
Source: RefSeq, a predicted model, not a curated record
GAAGCAAUGGCCAAGUUGAAGCAAGAACAAGUGGAAAGGGGAUUCGAACUAUUUCGUAAAUUUGCAAAAAUUGUGGAUCCGGCAGGAAACUGGGCCAACAUCACUGUGGCCGGGGUCAUGAAUUUCAUGGGUCGCGGUCACCGCACUUGAAGAGUAUGCAACUUCGAAUUUGUCAACAGCAGGGAAAUGGAACUAUGAGGUGGCGUAUUUUUGUAUUAUGUAACGAUGGGGUGGCCUGUUGUUGUAUUAUGUAAGUUUGGAAAUAGGAUUUUAUGGAAUGAUGAAGCCUGUUGUUGUAUUUGUAUUUGUGCGUAUACAGUUUAUCGGUCUCCAGUUCUGUGGCGAUAUAGCAGCAAUAAAUAUGCAAUAAACAUGCGGAUAGUGGCAAUAUUAUGUCAAUAUCAGUACAAUAGAGUGGUGAUAGAGAUACAAUAUGAUCCUAUUACAGGACGUACUGCAUCAGAAUAAGUUUUAAAUUAUAUGGUCCAAAAAAAUACUAAUAAAUAAACAAAAAAGUAAUUACAACCUGGAAAAAAGGAUGAAUUAUACAUCCCUUAAAAGACAGAUGGCCUACAGUACAGACCUUCAAAAUGAACUCUAUAUAUAUAUAAUGCAUGCCUUGUAGCACCAUCACAUCCCUCCCUAAAUUACAGAAACAUGACACCCCAAAACCUCAUGCUCCUUCCUCUUUCAACCCCUAAAUUAUCCAUUGGAUGCCCAAUCCUAGAUCACUGCUUGGGGGGUGGGAUACCCUGCAAGUCCAUAACAGAAUUAGUAGGGGAGAGUGGUUCUGGGAAGACGCAGCUUUGUCUCCAACUUACGGUACGAGCUCAGCUCCCACCCUCACAUGGCGGACUAGAGGGCUCCUCCGUCUACAUAUUCACAGAAUUCAGCUUCCCAUUUCGUCGAUUGCAACAACUAGGCAACCUUUAUCAUGCAUCAUACCCCAACUUAAUAAGGUUGGAGCCAUUGGAAGACAUAUAUGUUCAUGGUGUUCAUGAUGCUCAAGAACUCAUCCAUGUCCUUGGAGACAUAGAAGCAUUUAUUGCCAUUGAUCACACCCGCCUACCUGUGAAACUCAUUGUCAUUGAUUCCAUUGCUGCAUUGUUCCGAUCACAGUAUCAGACAACACCGGCAGAUUUGAAACGGCGGUCUGAAAUGUUCUUCAACAUAUCUGGGACAUUGAAGGGUUUAGCAAAUAAGUUUGGGUUGGCGUUGGUUGUCACCAACCAAGUGGUGGAUUUUAUUGGGCCACAUGAUGGAGUGAAUGGGGUGAGGUUGGGAAACUUGGAGUCCCUGGACACAUCAGGCAGACGGGUGAGUCCAGCUUUGGGAUUGGCUUGGGCACAUUGCAUAAAUUCAAGAGUGUUCUUGGCAAGACAUGAGCAAUCUAUUGAGGUUGACAUUCGUAAUGCUCCUUCAACAAGUAUAUGCAGUCAAACACACAGGACAUUUCACCUUGUAUUUGCCCCACAUCUGGCCUAUGCAUCGGCCGAAUUUGUAAUAAAAAAAGAAGGUAUAGUCGGAGUAUCACAGUAA